This is a messenger RNA of Owenia fusiformis, 781 nucleotides long. The record is from the annotation of a GenBank genome assembly. Lineage: Eukaryota; Metazoa; Annelida; Polychaeta; Sabellida; Oweniidae.
GGGACACCCUGUACAUGUAGUGUCCCCGUUUUAUUUGUAUACUUGUAUAUGAUAUAUAGAAUCUACGUCAGAUUAACAAGAUGAACUAAGCCUAAUAGCUAGGGAUUAAAUGUCCAAUUGUAUUUGUCACAUAUUCAUAUUUGUUAAUCGUUUUCGAGUGAUUAAUGAUUUGAUAUCUUUGUGACGACUGUUUGCGCUGGACAGUAUCUGCAUUAAUACUGAUCAAUCAAAAACUGCUUUAUAAUAAUUUCAGACUGUAUUGGCCUAUUUUUAUUUAAACUCAGCUGCUCACCGAGCCCACAUGAAAUGAUGACCAGUUUGAAUAAAAUGAUGACGACACAACUUUUGGUGGUGACCUUGUGCCUUCUUGUGCUGAUGUCAUUUAUCUCAGCGUCGCCAAGAUUUGGAGAUUCAAGAUCCGGAGUGAAGAGUGACAGGAGGAGAGGUGGCAGAUUGACAAAUCCAAAACCAGCCCCCUUCAAGGGGGGAACACAGAGCAGUGGAUUGAGAAUGAGUGGGAAGAUAAAGGAUGGAAAUUUCAUCGUUAAAUUAGCCGGACAAAAACCUGUGGUCUUCGAUAUGGUUAAAAAGAAGAUUGUAAAACAGACCAACCCAUUUCAACUUGUGCCUGAAGAGGAUUAAACAACAACGCUGGCGAAUAAGACUAGUACAUGUAUAUACCUCGUCGCAGAUUCAAACUAUAUUCUGACUUGAUCAAGGACAUUGUAUUUAUUAUUUACUGGAUAUAUUUUGUAUCAAUACAAAUCAGAGAUGAAAGUGA